Molecule: messenger RNA, 1266 nt
Organism: Bemisia tabaci
Lineage: Eukaryota; Metazoa; Arthropoda; Insecta; Hemiptera; Aleyrodidae
Source: RefSeq, a predicted model, not a curated record
AUGCUGCAAAACCUAGGCAUCAAGAAGGAUAAAGUUAAAGAACGCCUCACCGCCUUAUUUGUCAGUCGUCUCAAAGCGGUGCUAAAUACCUCACUAAAUUCCAAGAACAUGACCAAAGCAAUUAACACUUACGUUAUAGCCGCCCUUUCCUACUCGUUUGGUAUUGUCCCUUGGUCAGACACUGAAUUGGAAGGUCUGAACAGGACCAUAAGAACGUCCUUAACCAAGUUGGGCAAGCAUCAUCCAAAAGCUGCAAUUGAGCGGGUUAACAUCCCCAGAAGAGAGGGUGGAAGAGGUAUCCUUGACUUGCGAGAGGCAUGUCAUGGGCAGAUUUGCAUGCUCCGAAAUCACUUUCUAAGUAGGGAGGAUAGUACUUUGCAUGUUGCAAUAUGCCGCGUUGAUAAGUCUUACACGCCCCUCCGAAUAGCUGCGCAUAACCCUGAAGAGCAGCAGGCGUUUGACUUGUUACCGAGAAAGCUGGAGAACUGGGUAGGUAAACCGCUACAUGGCCGCCACGUCAACCUGGUGCAGCAAGAGCAUGUGAAUCAGGCUAAGUCAUAUCUAUGGCUCACGAAGGGACAGCUUUACCCAGAGACGGAGGGGUUCGCAAUUUCUAUCCAGGAUCAGGUAAUUGGUACGAGGAACUAUAGGAAGUAUAUCACGAAGGAAAACACAGGUAGCGACAAGUCUAGAAGAUGUAAUGCGGCCCCUGAAACAAUAGAUCAUAUCACUUCUGCCUGUGCUCAGCUUGCGGCGAAGGAAUAUACGGAGCGUCAUGACACCAUGGGAAUAAUAGUGCAUCAAGCCUUGGCAAGUAAUUGCGAUCUGUUGGAGAAUCCGGAACCUUACUAUCGGUAUAAUCCGCCACCUGUACUUGAGAAUCAGCGAUAUCGCCUGUAUUGGAACAACCCAGUCCUAACUGAUAGGAUGGUUAUGGCUAAUAGACCUGACGUCAUCUUGAUAGAUAAACAGGCGCGUGUUGUGCAGCUCUUGGAUUUUAGCAUCCCUAACGGACACAAUUUGUUGUCGAAGUAUGAGGAAAAGAUAUCAAAAUAUAUGCCUCUCUCUGUAGAAAUUAAGAGAAUUUGGGCCAUGGACAUUGUCUAUAUUAGGCCUAUUAUCAUGUCCGUCACAGGAGUCGUACCGGAGAGCCUAAUUAAACACCUAAAAGAGCUGAAACUCCCGGAUCACCUUCUCCACACCAUGCAGAAGUCAGUUAUUCUCAGCACCUGCAAUAUAGUUCGGAGUUUCCUUAACAUGGAAUAG